AUGAGCAGCAAUCACAGAUCCCCCGAUCACGAGGAUCAUGGAGAGGAUUGGCUCGAUAACUUGCGGCGAUUUGAUGUGAAUGUUGACCCUGAGGGCGAUGACGACGACGAUGACGAGGAUCAGGAUUAUGAGGACGCCCAGGAGGACGGAGAUGAGGACGGAGAUGAUGGAGAUGAUGGAGAGGAUGAAGACGAUGAGGGAAGCGAGGAAGAUGAAGAAGAGGACAAUGGAGAAGGAGGGGGGAUUGAGUUUGAGGUCUUCAUUGAGGAACUCCUCGGGAACUCCGGGACGCAAGGUGAGGGCUCCCACAACCAAGCCGGCGGCGGGGAACAGGCUGCCGCAGGACCUCGAAGACGCGUAGUGAGGAUUGGCGGAGGAGGCCGGCACUGGCGUCCCUUCCUUACCCAGAGAGAAUUCUUGGCUCUUCUCCGGGGGCCGUACCUCAACUCGGCGAUAUUCAAUGGCGAGGGCGGUGAGGGCCAUCGCUCUUCUUGGGGCCCAAGGAGGAACAACAAGCGGUUUCCCAAGGUCCCAAGCGACGAGGGCAGGAAGUUGAUGGACUCGGGCGUUUUCGGUGCCUACGACAGGAGAAUGCCCGCCCGCAAGGCUCUGGCUCGCAGGCUUCUGGAUCGGGAACUGGGCCUGAACGGCUCGACAGGUCAGAAGGUCAAUCAAGGCCUCAUGGCUCAGGCCAUGAUACCGUCCUCGAAACCCGAGAUGGUCGUUCACUACGAUGACCCCGUUUGCUGCGGGCAGUUCUCGGAUGACGGCAACUUCUUUUACACAUGUCCCCUCCAGGACUUCAAGGUUCGGCUGUACGAUACGUCGAGCCCGUACAACUGGAAGCACUACAAGACCGUCACGUACCCCUUCGGGCAGUGGACCAUGACCGAUGCGGACCUGAGCCCGGACAACAAGUGGCUCGCCUUCUCUUCCCUGCAGCCGCACGUGGGGAUCGCGGCGACGGAUCCGAAUGACACGGGCGACCCAUACUCCCUGGAUUUGUCCGAUGGCGGCCAAUCUGGGAGGAACGACUUCAUCUUCGGCGGCUUCGCCAUCUUCUCGGUGCGCUUCUCGGGAGACGGGCGCCACAUCGUGGCCGGGACAGGCAACAACUCGAUCGUAGUGUACGACAUCGAACGGCGCAGGUCGCUGCACCACGUCCCGGGCCAUCAAGACGACGUGAACGCCGUGUGUUUUGCCGACAAGCUGUCGCCCCAUAUCCUCUACUCCGGGUCGGACGACUGCACUAUCAAGGUCUGGGACACGCGCAGCAUGGGUGAUGGCCGGGAGGCCGGCGCGUUCGUCGGCCACGUCGAGGGCUUGACGUACAUCGACAGCAAGGGGGACGGCCGGUACAUCCUCAGCAACGGCAAAGACCAGAGCAUGAAGCUGUGGGACCUGAGGAUGGCCAUGUCGACCUCGCGGUUCGAGGAGCUCGACCCCACGGCGGUGACGAGGAACCGCGAGUACGACUACGACUACCGUUGGCAGCCGUACGAGGACUACCAGUGGUUCCAGCACCCGUACGACAACUCGCUCGUCACCUUCCGCGGCCACGAAGUCCGGCGGACGCUGAUCCGCUGCCACUUCUCGCCGCCCAACAGCACCGACUCACACUACGUCUACUCUGGCAGCCACGACGGAUACAUCUACAUCUGGAACCUCGAUGCCACCAUCGCGGCCAAGAUUGACGUCAAAGCCGCCACGCGAGCAUCGAGCGUCCAGCCGCGGCCGGAGAGGCGGCACCGCUUGCACCACCGGUACUCGAAUGGCUGGGAGUCCAUGGUCAGAGACGUCGGUUGGCACCCCAAUGCGCCCAUGCUCGUCGGUUACGAGUUCGGCACCGCGUCAUUGCAUUCGUUCAACGAGGGUGAGUCUGACGAGGGCGAUCCGACGAUGGUCACCGGGACUACGUCCCAAUUUCUUCCGAGCGACUCGACACGGCCGUCGCGCCCUCCGAUCCAGCGAACCAUUGGCGCCUAGUGCCACAACCGCGUGCCAUCCCCGCCGCCCGCCCACAACUAACUUCCCAGCUUCUCCCGGUAGCUGAAAUCAGGUCGCUUCUGAGAGAGGGAAUACGUGCAGACCAAAGGACCGCAUUUGAGAUUGUGAAUCUCGGUUUAGUGCGAGUCAAGAACACCGGGAGUUCGCAGUUUCGUGCAAAGCAGACGGGCCUUCAGCGCCUACACUACCUGUACUUGUCGGUCGACAAGACCGUGGAAAACGAACAAAAAAGAGGGGAGGGCAAGACUUAAAGGCACAAGACGAGAAAGACCCGCCUCCUGUCACAGGACUGACAGCGAAGAGCUGUAUCUUGAAAUCUUUCUCUCUUCAAAGGGGGCGGCCCUCGCUUCUCGGUGAUCGUCGUGUCUGGGGGAUUGGAAUACGAUCCUGUAUCUCUAAUCCAUAGCCAGGCGUUCAAUUAACAUUUGAAUUAUCACGCAACAGCAGGUUCUAGGCCCCGUUGCUACCGCCAGAUUCUCGAUCGACGGCCCUUGGACCGCGCAAGCAUAUCACCAUGGCUGAAGAAGAGUUUGAAAUCGACGUCUAUGGCGACUCGGCCAAUGAACACGGCGACUCAACCAAUGAUCACGGCGACAACGACCAUGGCAACCAUGACGAGCAUGGCCAUGACCAUGGCGAUGACACCGGCUACGAGGGCGAGGACGGCCAGAACACAAACGGUGACCAUCAGGGCCAUGAUGAUUAUCAGGAGGAACAUAGAGAAGACAACAUGGACGACGGCGGCGCCGCCGACGACCAGAACCAGUCCCACAGUCCCGCCGCCCAGCGUCCCCAGCAGGGCGUGAAGCGCAAGGAGGGUUCUGACGAGCGCCCGGUCGACCCCGGUGCCACCACGGCGCUCAUGAUCUCGGAGCUCAACUGGUGGAAUACCGACGACGACAUUCGCGGCUGGGUGCGCCAGGCCGGCUGCGAGGCCGAGCUCAAGGACAUCACCUUCAGCGAGCACAAGAUCAACGGCAAGAGCAAGGGCCAAGCCUAUGUGGAAUUCACCACCCAGCAGGCUGCCACUGCCACCAAACAUCGCAUUGACGCCCUGGGAAACGAGCUCAACCAGCCCGGCCAGAAGCGGCACAUUGUCAUCUACUCGUCUCCGAACCACAACCCCUUCCGCACCCUGCCCAAGGAUGCCCCCAACCGGGCUGCCAAGGACGCCCAGGGUCGCGCCGUCUCCGGCCCCAUGUACAACGACCGCAACACCAACUUUGGCGGCAAUCCCAACUUUGGCGGUUUCCGCGGUGGCCGCGGCGGCUUUAACGGGCCCCGGGGCGGCGGCGGCAUGAACCAGGGCGGCUUCAACCGCAACUUUGCCGGCGCCAACAUGAACUCGUUCAACGCCAACAACAUGGGCUUCAACAACCCCAUGGGCGGCGGCGGUUUCGGCGGCGGCGGCUUCAACCGCGGCGGCAUGAUGGGCGGUGGUAUGCGCGGCGGUGGAGCCAUGCGC
Messenger RNA from Thermothelomyces thermophilus ATCC 42464, 3472 nucleotides. RefSeq lists its product as uncharacterized. Gene Ontology annotation, biological process: proteasome-mediated ubiquitin-dependent protein catabolic process. Bases 1 to 1986 code for a protein of 661 amino acids. Gene Ontology annotation, cellular component: Cul4-RING E3 ubiquitin ligase complex. NCBI's taxonomy places the organism in Eukaryota, Fungi, Ascomycota, Sordariomycetes, Sordariales, Chaetomiaceae. Gene Ontology annotation, molecular function: protein binding. The transcript is spliced from 9 exons. The record is from RefSeq and is a predicted model, not a curated record.